Molecule: messenger RNA, 483 nt
Organism: Dothidotthia symphoricarpi CBS 119687
Lineage: Eukaryota; Fungi; Ascomycota; Dothideomycetes; Pleosporales; Dothidotthiaceae
Exons: 2
Coding region: 1-483 (160 amino acids)
Source: RefSeq, a predicted model, not a curated record
AUGGCUUCUUAUUCCAUAUCACUUCUUAGUUUACCCCCAGAACUCAUUCUUGAGGUUUCUGAUCACCUCCCUCCAGAUGGCAUCUUAGCCCUAAAGCUCACUCAUCCGAUCCUGAACGACACACUACCUCUUGCGCCGCGCCUCAAGAAUACCACACUCACAAAUUGUGCGCGUCUCGCAUUUCGAACCUACCUCGCGCGCCCCAGCGCAACAUCUACCCACCGUCGCUGCAUUCUAUGUAAACAGGUCUAUCCCACCAGCUUAUUUCAUUCGUCGAGCAGCCCAGCUUGCGCGCCCAUAUCUCUCACGGAAGAUGCCCAACAGACAGAUGUUGUCGAGCUCCCGCAUCGCCUUUGUUCCUGGCAUCUAACGGGAAGAACGAGUGGGUGGGCCACAUGGAUGAAAUGUGCAUGCAUUGUGGAGCCAUUCAGGGUUGGGCCAAAUGCGACUGUCGUUGCGACAGUUGCUCGUUUAGAUCUGUGA